GUGACAUACAGUUAGCUGUUGAGAUAUAUUCUGCACCAGUUCGUGCAUUACAGGAAGUGAAGGGGCUUCACAGAAACCAAAAGAAAAAUUCUAAUCUAAAUAAAGACAUUGGCUUCAUGACUUCCUCUAUCUUAGUCGAUUACAGUCAUCACCCGUACAGCCGUCAGAACAGUUAUCACGAUGCCGACAACAUGGAUCUCUGAGAUGCUUGUUUUCAUUUCUGCCAAAAAUAACAUGGCGCUAUCCUAAGGCAAACCAUCAUGGAUCAUAACACAUCUUUGCCCAUCAUCAUGGAGAGCCAAGUCCCCCAAGUAUUUCGGACUGCUAGCCUAGUGUUUUACGGCAUUAUCUUCAUCAUAGGCACAGUGGUCAACCUGACCGCUCUCUGGGUCUUUGCCUUGACCACUAAAAGACGGAACUCCAUCACUGUUUACAUGAUCAAUGUCGCUUUAGUGGACUUGGUAUUUAUCUUACUUCUGCCCUUUCGAAUUGUCUACUACAGUCAAGACUACUGGCCCUUCGGGGACGUCUUCUGCAGGAUUAACGCCGCACUAACGGUGCUCUAUCCCUGCCUAGCCUUGUGGCUCUUCGCUCUCAUUAGCACAGAUCGCUAUGUGGCCAUAGUGCAGCCGCGACACACCAGAGAACUAAAAAGUGUUCGUAAAGCCUUGCUGUCCUGUGCAGGAGUCUGGAUCAUGACCCUAGGCAGCACAGCUCCGCUCGUCCUCCUGGAAGAAGACCCAGACCGUAUCUCAAACUAUACCACUUGCAUCAAGAUGCAUGACAUCAUCUACUUGCGCCGUGACAAUCCCGUCCAUUUCGCACGUAUCGUCUUCUUCUUCCUGGUGCCGGUGUGCAUCAUGGUGGGCUGUUACAUGAUCAUUGUAGAAAACCUAAUUCACGGCCGUACGUCCAAACUGAAGCCCAAAGUCAAGCAGAAGUCCAUCAGGAUCAUCAUCACACUGAUCAUUCAGGUGCUUGUGUGUUUUGUGCCUUUCCACAUCUGCUUUGUUUCCAUGCUGCUGGCCAGCAGUGGGCAGGGUUACAACACCUGGGGGACCUUCACAACCUUCCUGAUGAAUGCGAGCACAGUGCUGGACAUCAUACUCUUCUACAUUGUGUCCAAACAGUUUCAGGACCGUGUGAUCAGCGUGAUCUUGUACAGAAACUACCUGAGGAGCGUUCGCAGGAAGAGCCGUCAUACCAACAGUAUUCGCUCAAUCAGCAACCUGACCAGUGCCAUGAUCUGAACAAUAACACAGCUGAUGAAAACCAUCUAAACUGAAUGUAAACAUGUAGAUGUUUGUAACUAAGUUACAGAACAAGAUUUAAAUUACAGAACAAGAAGAACGAUUAUCAAUGCAUGAAUCAAACUCAAUUAUGUUUUCCAAACAGAAACAACCCAUACUGAAUAUUGAAACUGCUCACAGUAACAGUAACUUCUUGUCUACAGUUAAUUCACAUGAGACAAAUCACAUGUGCACCAGUAACUUCAUUGGUAGUCGCUCCAUUGAAUCACUUCUCAUUUGCAUAAAGUUCAACUUUUUUUAGUUUUGCUGCCGAAUAUGCAUCACCUCCCAUCGCUAAUUUACUUGUGCUGCAAAUCGCUGUAUGUGUGAACACACCCUAAGACAAACUGUUUGUUUGAGUUGUUGUGUUUUUUAUGCUGCAAGUGUGUCUGUUGUUUUAAAAGAGUUUGCAAAACUUUCUUUGCAAUCUUAGCAAAAUCUGUGCAAAACAUGUUAGUCUCUUGCAAAGCAUGCUUUUCAUCUUACCUAGUAUGAUCUUCAAAAACAGUGAAUGUCUUUCAUGAGGUUAGUUCAUAAGGAGUGCAUACUAGGAUAUUUGGUCCUUACAGAAGUGUAAAACGAGAUACUACCUUUCAUAGUGGGAUGUAGUGCACAUUAAAUUUCCCAAAAAGGGAAAAAGUAAUUAAAUUACAUAGCAGCACUUUAUUUUUAAUAAUGUAGUUAAUUAUAAUGAAAAAAAGAAGUAAUGAUUAAUCAAAUAUAUGUGAUUAAAAUACUAAUUCAAAACAUUCUGCACCAUUUUUUUUAACAAAAGCUGAUCACAUUGAAACCAAACUGAAAUAGGCCUUUGGUAUUAUAUUAAACUUGACCUGUAGUACAGUGGUUCCCAACCACGUUCCUGGAGUAUCCUCAAACCUAUUACAUUUUGCAUGCCUCCUUAAUCAAACACACCUUAAUCAACUCAUCAGCUCAUUAGUAGAGACCUGAAAUGGGCGUGUCAUACAAAGGAGACGUGCAAAAUGUGCAGUGUUGAGGGCACUCAGGAACGUGGUUGGGAACCACUCCUGUAGUAUAUAAGGCGCCAGCAGGUGACGCUACUGACCAGGGCACAUUUAUGCUACUCUCACAGUGCUUUGCCUCAAUAUCACCAUCAGGUGGUGUCAUGUAAUAUAAACAAAUUACUUGAAAGUGGCAUUACAUCUACUUGUAGUUUUAGAUUGUGAUGUUUUCAGUUAAUAUUUUCUCUUUGUGUUCCAUAACUUUCCAUAAAAUAUGUGACUGCUGUCUAAUGGACAGAUUUAUUCUUUGAGAAGCUGACAUCCUGUGGUGACACAUGCUAUAUUCCAGCUAAAACUGUUUUCUCAUUCUGUUGUAAUUAUUAUUCAUGUUUGAAGCUUUUGUGACCUUAUAUUAAUUGAGAGACUGUAUGGAAUAUUUGCCAUUUUAAAGUGCAUGUCAUGCAGUACCAUUUAUAAUAAAAAAGUGAAGACCACCCUCCA
This is a messenger RNA of Megalobrama amblycephala (Wuchang bream), 2749 nucleotides long. It is a transcript of the gene gpr18, whose product is annotated as G protein-coupled receptor 18. NCBI's taxonomy places the organism in Eukaryota, Metazoa, Chordata, Actinopteri, Cypriniformes, Xenocyprididae. Gene Ontology annotation, cellular component: membrane. The transcript is spliced from 3 exons. Gene Ontology annotation, biological process: phospholipase C-activating G protein-coupled receptor signaling pathway; positive regulation of Rho protein signal transduction. Gene Ontology annotation, molecular function: G protein-coupled receptor activity. Bases 261 to 1250 code for a protein of 329 amino acids. The record is from RefSeq and is a predicted model, not a curated record.